AUGUCUGCUAUUCAAAUUCCAAGUUUCGAUGUUCCGUUUGGGAUAAAAUUAUGGCCUCUUUUUGAUGCAGCUAUUACAAAGGUCAGUCAAGGUAAAUUUAUUCCAUCACACUUUGCUUUCGUUCACGGAGAAUUACCGUUCUCUACAUUCCCACCGGUGUUCCUUAUAAUCAGUACAUAUUAUAUUGUUAUUUUUGGAGGAAACUAUUUGUUCAAAAAAUUUCAAAUUAAGCCAUUUGUGUUGAACGGAUUAUUUCAACUUCACAAUCUAGUUUUGACUACUUUGUCGUUUACUUUGCUUGUAUUAAUGGCUGAACAGCUCAUUCCUAUGAUUUACCACCACGGGUUAUUCUUUGCGAUUUGUCACCCUCAAGCAUGGUCACAAGAAUUGGUUUGUUUGUACUACUUGAAUUACUUGACUAAGUUCACUGAAUUUCUCGAUACCGUGUUUUUAGUGGUUAAGCAAAAGAAAUUAACAUUUUUACAUACCUACCACCAUGGUGCUACUGCGCUUUUAUGCUACACUCAAUUGAUUGGCUUGACUCCAAUCUCGUGGGUUCCAAUCACACUUAACUUGGGUGUACACUGUGUCAUGUACUGGUACUACUUCUUGGCUGCAAGAGGUAUCAGAGUCUGGUGGAAGGAAUGGGUCACUAGAUUCCAAAUCAUUCAAUUCGUUUUGGAUUUAGGCUUUGUCUAUUUCGCAACUUAUCAAAAGAUUGUUUUCACAUAUUUCUCCAAUUAUAGAGAUAUCUUGCCAGUCUGUGGUGAUUGUGCUGGUACUAUGUUAGCAGCAUACUCAGGUUGUGCUAUUUUGUCCUCGUACUUAGUUUUAUUUAUUGCUUUCUAUAUGGAAGUCUAUAAGAAGAAAUCAAAGAGGUCUAAGAAAAUAAAGGCUGUUCAAGGUGGGGUUGCUGCUCAAGUUAACGAAUACGUCCAUGCUACAGGAAGAAGCGAUACACCAACACCAGUGCCAGAGGCCCAAAUUCGCUCUAGAAAGGCCGCUUAA
Messenger RNA from Debaryomyces hansenii CBS767, 1008 nucleotides. It is a transcript of the gene FEN1, whose product is annotated as fatty acid elongase. Gene Ontology annotation, molecular function: fatty acid elongase activity. Gene Ontology annotation, biological process: fatty acid elongation, saturated fatty acid; very long-chain fatty acid biosynthetic process; fatty acid elongation, monounsaturated fatty acid. The transcript has a single exon. Bases 1 to 1008 code for a protein of 335 amino acids. The record is from RefSeq and is a predicted model, not a curated record. Gene Ontology annotation, cellular component: endoplasmic reticulum membrane. NCBI's taxonomy places the organism in Eukaryota, Fungi, Ascomycota, Pichiomycetes, Serinales, Debaryomycetaceae.